GGCCAGCCGCACCACUAUUUCUGGUGACGCAGCCACUCGAGCAAAUGCACUCGAAGCUUUGCAGCAGAACACUUGGGUGCACCUUGCUUGUCAUGGCAAGCAGGACCGUACGCAGCCUUAUGAUUCGCAUUUCGUCAUGAGAGACGAACAUCUGACGCUGCUCGAUAUCAUGGAGAGAGACAUUCCGCACGCCGAGUUCGCGUUUUUGUCUGCGUGUCAUACCGCUGUAGGGGAUGAGGAGACGCCCGAUGAAGUGAUUCACCUCGCAGCUGGUCUGCAGUUUUCGGGGUUCAAGAGUGUCGUUGGCACGCUGUGGGAAGUCGACGAUUCUGUCGCAAAACACGUCGUUGAAGCUUUCUACAAGUAUAUGUUCAGAGAUUUGGAGAAUGGUAUCGUGGACUGUACGAAGGCGGCCUGGGCACUUAACUGUGCUACGCACGUCGUGAAGACGAAAGUGCCGCUGGAGCAGAGGAUGGUUUUUGUUCAUGUUGGUGUGUAGUU
Molecule: messenger RNA, 501 nt
Organism: Suillus subaureus
Lineage: Eukaryota; Fungi; Basidiomycota; Agaricomycetes; Boletales; Suillaceae
Product: CHAT domain-containing protein
Exons: 1
Coding region: 137-499 (120 amino acids)
Source: RefSeq, a predicted model, not a curated record